Messenger RNA from Penicillium chermesinum, 993 nucleotides. RefSeq lists its product as uncharacterized. Lineage: Eukaryota; Fungi; Ascomycota; Eurotiomycetes; Eurotiales; Aspergillaceae. The coding region runs from base 1 to 993 and encodes 330 amino acids. The record is from RefSeq and is a predicted model, not a curated record. The transcript has 5 exons.
AUGCCUCUCGAUACGAUCUACCUUACUCGUCAUGGACACCGACUAAAUUGGACCAUCGACCUCCGCACCGGCACCUACAUAUCGCAGUUUCCAACACCGACAGGAAAUCCAGUAGACCCAGCUUUGACCGCGCAUGGAGUGCGCCAGUCUUGGGAACUGGGUAGACACAUAAAUUCUCCUCAAUUCCACCCCAAGCCCUUUCGAGUCUACUCGAGUCCGUUCUACCGAUGUCUCCAGACAAUCCAGCCUUCUGUUGCUGAACUCAAGGCCAGGCAUAGCAAUGCAACGGUAAUCGGCCCUGUAUCCGCGAUAACAGGGUAUGGGCAGAUAGAGCCAUCAGCGGACUUUGACGUCCGGAUCGAGAAUGGAAUCGGUGAAUGGUUUGGCCCAACAACAUUCUUCGAGCACCCAGCCCAUCCCACCCCCGAAACCAAAUACAAACCCCUCCUCUACCCCUCCCGUCGCGGCGAAACAAUCCUCGAGCUGCACAACCGUGUUGCGACAACACUGGAAGGCAUCAUCGCGGACGUGGACGCCGAAAUCGCCGAGGUGGAAGCCUCGAUGCCACCGGAGCAGCGCACCAGCAAGUCUCUGCUGAUCUGCGCGCAUGCAGCGCCAUUGAUUGCCAUGGGCCGUGUGCUGACGGGGCGCAUACCGGAGGAUACCUCCGAAGAAGACUUCUGUGUGUUCACAGCAGGUUUGAAUACGUUCCAGCGGCGGGGGUUUGGAGGAAGGAGGAGAGACGUUAUUAAAGCGAAAGAUCGGGGGCAGAUUGCGGAGAGGAGACUGGCUGAGGGGACUGUGCUUGUGCGUGCUAAAGAAGUGCCAGAUUGGAUGGGUGGCCGUGGGGUUGGAGGUGGUUGGGAUUGUGUUGUUAAUGGGGACUGUAGCUUUUUGAGUGGUGGAGCAGAGAGAGGAUGGCAUUUCAAUGGCGAGGAGGGAUUCGAUGCCAGUAUGGGCCCCCCCAACGGACUCUGCUGCACCUCCUGGUGA